AUGCCAGUGGCUAAUCCUGAUGGAUAUGUUUAUUCUCAAACCAAAGAUCCCUCCUGGAGGAAGAACAGAUCCUAUAAGCGUUUUAAGAAAUGUAUAGGAGUUGACCUAAACAGGAACUGGGAUGUAGCCUUCUCAAGAAAGACAAACAGUGAUGAUCCCUGUUCUCCAUUUUACCGUGGGCCCGGUCCUAAUUCAGAAGUAGAAGUGGAAUUCGUGGCAAAUUUCAUUUCAAAGCAUGGGAAUUUCAAAAGCUUCAUUGAUUUCCACAGCUUUUCACAGCUCUUGAUGUAUCCUUAUGGUUACAUAAGCAACAAGUGCCCUGACUGUGCUGAACUGGACAAGCUUGCAAAAGAUGCAGUAAAAGCCCUAUACUCCUUGUUUGGCACCCGGUAUCAAGUGGGAUCUAUCUACAAAACUGUGUAUCCUGUCGGUGGCAGCACUAUAGACUGGGCUUAUAAAAAUGGAAUUAAAUACGCAUUCACUUUUGAGCUGCGAGACACCGGCAAACAUGGCUUCAUUCUGCCAGUUGCUCAAAUCAUCCCCACUGCCCAGGAGACCUGGCUGGCCUUAGAAGUGAUCAUGAAGCAUGUUAAGGACCACCUGUACUAGAGAACCGUCUCUGAUGCUGAAGGACAGAAGGAUAUGCUUUGGAAAGCACUGAUUGUAUUUGUGGUCUUAUUGUCUGUUAUCCAUUCAGCCAUGAGUUCUAUCAGAUGAUGGCAUCAAGGAAUAAUAUUAUUAUGUUCUAUAUUGUGACAUGACCCCUGGUUAUCCCAGAAUGUUAGGGUUCACACGUCCUCCCUCCCAAAUGAAAACCCGACACAGAUAUUUCCUCUAUUAUUACAGUCAGUCUCUUUUUGGAGCUUUUUUAUAUUUUCAGCCUUUAUCUUUUUAUGGCUCAUUUUCUAAAGUCGGGGAAGGCAUUUGUCUUCCCUAUGGCCUGGGUGGGCAGUGCAGACAGGGAAGGCAUCUUGGGGUAUCUUGGCCAACCCAGGUAACCUACCCUAGUAGAACCUUCCAGGACUGUGAUCCCAUAUUCAAAGGUUGUGAGCAAACCAUUCACAGA
Messenger RNA from Sarcophilus harrisii (Tasmanian devil), 1066 nucleotides. RefSeq names its product carboxypeptidase A4-like. Gene Ontology annotation, biological process: proteolysis. The transcript is spliced from 5 exons. Gene Ontology annotation, molecular function: zinc ion binding; metallocarboxypeptidase activity. The coding region runs from base 1 to 609 and encodes 202 amino acids. Lineage: Eukaryota; Metazoa; Chordata; Mammalia; Dasyuromorphia; Dasyuridae. The record is from RefSeq and is a predicted model, not a curated record.